UUGGCCGUCCAAGUCGAAAGUUGUGUUGAGUCGAGUGAAGCCUUUGUGGUGGAAAAGUGGAAGUCCGUAAUACGUCGGGAGCCAGAGCUUAAAGCCAAUUUGUUUGUCGUUGUCGACGCAAAAGAUGUGCGAUACCAGCGACAAGGCACAGAAAUGGAAAUGUGAAAUAUGCACCUAUGAAAAUUAUCCAUCCUCCCUAAAAUGCACAAUGUGCCAGGCAUCCAAGCCUUUGCUGAACGAGGAUAUUUUUCGACUCAGUCCAGCGCAGACAAUACAUGACAACUACAACAACGCAGAGGAGGCGGCAGCAGGUCUGCCUGUCGAGCCCACGUCCACAUGCUUUACACGCCAAUCAGAGCAGCCCCAGCCACAGCAGGUGCGGCACAGCAACGUAGCUGAUAGUGAGAAAUGGGCUUGCAAAGUGUGCACCUAUCUAAAUUGGCCGCGCAGUCUGCGCUGUGUGCAAUGCUGUACGAAACGUGGAGCUGCGGAUAAAGAGACCAACGAGGCCGGCGAAGCGCUGCAAGCUUUACGCAUUAGCGGGUCUGAUACGGAGCUCAACCCCACGGAACAAGGCAGUAGGCAGUUAAUAGGCGCUGUUGCUCCCAAUUCGAAUGGACGUAAUGGCAGUCCCAGCUUGGAGCAGCAGCAAAUCUGCACCAAUUCAACGCAUCUCAAUAAUGUAGCCAAUACAUCUCAAAGCCAGCAACAGCAGCAGCUGCAACAAUUAACAAGCCAACAGCAACAGCAGCAGCACCAGAACUUGCCAACGCAGCAGAAGCUGUGCCAUGUAGCCAAAUGGGCGUGCAAUUCCUGCACGUAUGAGAACUGGCCCAAGAGUCUCAAAUGCUCCAUGUGUGGAAAAACGCGCGAAUUGAGCAACUCUGGCUCACAGUCCGAUUUGCAUGCGUGUGCCAGCAAUUCCGGUAGCAAUAAGCAGCUAAAUCAGCAGGAGGAACAGCAACAGCAGCAGCAGCAGAUAAACACGGACACCGUCAGUGCGAACAAUUCGUUCAAUAAGAAACAUAUUUACCAACUAGGUUCUUCGGAAACUAUCAACAACUGUGAUACGCUACAAGAGCGCCAGGAGCGACGUCAGCGUCAGAUCAGGCGGCAGGUCGAUUGGCAGUGGCUUAAUGCUUGCCUUGGUGUUGUGGAGAACAAUUACAGCGCUGUGGAGGCGUAUCUCUCGUGUGGUGGCAAUCCGGCUCGUUCGUUGACCAGCAAUGAAAUUGCCGCCUUGAAUCGUAAUUCGGCUUUUGAUGUGGGUCACACACUCAUCCAUCUAGCCAUACGUUUCCAUCGCGAAGAAAUGUUGCCGAUGCUCUUGGCACAGAUCUCGGGCUCUGGGCCGGGUAUUAAGCGUGUACCGUCAUAUGUGGCCCCUGAUCUGGCAGCGGAUAUACGUCGCCACUUUUCGAAUACGCUGCGCAUACGCAAAUCUGGCCUACCAUGCCAUUAUGUUCAGAAACAUGCUACAUUCGCGCUGCCCUCAGAAAUUGAAGAGCUGCCUAUUCCUAUACAGGAGCAGCUUUACGAUGAACUGCUCGAUCGUGAUGCCCAGAAACAGUUAGAAAUGCCGCCGCCGGCACUCAACUGGUCUCUGGAGAUUACAGCAAGGCUGAGCUCACGUCUUUUGGUGCUUUGGAAUCGCAGUGCUGGAGAUUGCCUACUUGACUCAGCAAUGCAGGCCACUUGGGGGGUCUUUGAUCGCGACAACAUUCUUAGGCGCGCGCUGGCUGACACUUUGCACCAGUGUGGACACGUUUUUUUUACCCGCUGGAAGGAAUACGAAAUGCUGCAGGCAUCAAUGCUGCACUUCACUCUAGAGGACUCGCAGUGGGAAGAGGAUUGGAGCACGCUGCUGUCUUUGGCCAGCCAACCGGGCUCUUCAUUGGAGCAGUUGCAUAUAUUUGCCUUGGCCCACAUAUUAAGACGACCAAUCAUUGUGUACGGCGUUAAAUAUGUGAAGAGUUUUCGCGGCGAGGACAUUGGCUAUGCUCGAUUUGAAGGUGUAUAUCUACCUUUAUUCUGGGAACAAAACUUUUGUACAAAAUCGCCCAUUGCACUGGGCUAUACACGCGGUCACUUUAGUGCUUUGGUGCCAAUGGAGCCGUUCUCCCGCAUCGAUGGUCGUCGGGAUGAUGCCGAGGAUGUCACUUAUCUGCCCCUAAUGGACUGCGAACUGAAGCUGUUGCCCAUACACUUUCUUGCACAAUCGGAAGUGGGCAAUGAGGAAGCAAUGAUGCGUCAAUGGUUGGAUGUGUGUGUCACCGAUGGGGGGCUGCUGGUGGCGCAGCAAAAGUUAUCUAAGCGACCGCUGCUGGUGGCACAGAUGCUGGAGGAAUGGCUGAAUCAUUAUAGACGCAUUGCACAAGUGAUAACUGCACCCUUUGUGCGUCGGCCGCAGAUAAGCCACUAUUCGAGCGAUGGUGAUUCGGAUGAGGAAUAACGGCGGCAAAGGUGAAAGGUCUUCUUUAAUUGAAAUUUAGCGCAUGGUUAAUGGAUUGGAAAUGAAUUGGUUAUAUAUAUAUAUAUAUA
This is a messenger RNA of Drosophila navojoa, 2541 nucleotides long. RefSeq names its product ubiquitin thioesterase trabid (gene trbd). Gene Ontology annotation, cellular component: nucleus; cytoplasm. The record is from RefSeq and is a predicted model, not a curated record. Gene Ontology annotation, molecular function: cysteine-type deubiquitinase activity; K63-linked polyubiquitin modification-dependent protein binding. Gene Ontology annotation, biological process: positive regulation of Wnt signaling pathway; cell migration; cytoskeleton organization. Lineage: Eukaryota; Metazoa; Arthropoda; Insecta; Diptera; Drosophilidae.